Brettanomyces nanus is the source of this 945-nucleotide messenger RNA. It is a transcript of the gene MEU1, whose product is annotated as S-methyl-5-thioadenosine phosphorylase. Gene Ontology annotation, biological process: nucleoside metabolic process. NCBI's taxonomy places the organism in Eukaryota, Fungi, Ascomycota, Pichiomycetes, Pichiales, Pichiaceae. The coding region runs from base 1 to 945 and encodes 314 amino acids. The record is from RefSeq and is a predicted model, not a curated record. Gene Ontology annotation, molecular function: S-methyl-5-thioadenosine phosphorylase activity. Gene Ontology annotation, cellular component: cytosol. The transcript has a single exon.
AUGUCUGAACUUGCGCAUGAAUUUAGAGAACCCGUGACUCUGGCAAUUAUCGGUGGUACAGGCUUGUACAGACUUCAGGCAUUAAAGCCGAUUGCUAAGCUCAGCGUUUCCACCCCAUGGGGCAUGCCUUCAUCCCAAAUCACCAUUGCCAGAACCAAAACUGGAUUUCCAAUAGCCUUUUUGACAAGGCAUGGCCCUCACCACGAUCUCCAGCCAUCUGAUAUACCUUAUAGGGCCAAUAUUGCUGCUCUCAAGAAGAUCGGUGUUAAGGUUAUCCUUGCUUUCAGCGCCGUUGGCUCAUUGCAAGAGCACAUUAAACCACGUGACUUUGUUAUUCCAAACCAGAUUAUCGAUCGUACUAAAGGUAUUAGAAAAUCCACCUUUUUUGAGAGAGGCUUUGUGGCUCAUGCAGGCUUUGGUGAGCCAUUUGACCCUAAACUUAACAAGAUUAUCGGUAACCACUGCUCUGACAUCUUGGAAGGAGAUGGUGUUAGAUUACAUACCAAGGAGACCGAGAAAAGAGAUGUCACUUUAGUCUGCAUGGAAGGUCCAGCAUUUUCUACUAGAGCGGAGUCACAACUCUACAAAUCUUGGGGAGGUGCUGUUAUAAACAUGUCCUGUAUCCCAGAAGCCAAGUUGGCUAGAGAAGCAGAGAUCGCUUACCAAAUGAUCUGCAUGUCCACAGACUAUGACGCCUGGAAUGAGUCCGAAGAGCCUGUGACCGUGGAGCAAGUUGUUGGUAACUUACAGGCGAAUAGUGAUAACGCUCAUAAAGUGGCCGAGAAACUUAUCCAGAUCUUGGAACCUAAAAUUGCAUCUGGUGAGGUCGGUAGCGAUCUUUCCGGAAGCAUGAAAUUUUCUGUUAGUACAAAACCUCCUGCCAGAGAUAGACGUGCCAAUAUUAGGAUGCACUACUUAUUCCCUAAUUAUUGGCCGUUGGAGUAG